Aspergillus wentii DTO 134E9 is the source of this 1087-nucleotide messenger RNA. RefSeq lists its product as uncharacterized. The record is from RefSeq and is a predicted model, not a curated record. Lineage: Eukaryota; Fungi; Ascomycota; Eurotiomycetes; Eurotiales; Aspergillaceae. Bases 248 to 949 code for a protein of 233 amino acids. The transcript has a single exon.
GUUUGUUUCGUUUAUCUUGCGUAGUAGUGGUACCUUGCCCGGUAGUACCUACUAGUAGUCUUCCUAAUUAGGAAAAGUGUCGUCGUGAGGUAGAGGGUGUAAACAGUCGCUUGCCCACCUUCCCCCCUCAACCAACUUUACGACCGCAAGAUAUUCCACUUUUCCUGCCAUUUUCUGUCUUGAAUUACCUCAUAUUUCCAGCAUAUUGUCAUUUCUACAAGACCGUUCUCUCCCUAACUCAGCCAUCAUGCCUGAGACCCGCAGUGCUGUGCAGUCAUCCUCUGCAGCGCCAACUGCCUCGUCUGCCAAUGCCACGUACUUGAGUUCGUUUGGUAUUGGGCCAGAUAGUUUUCCGCUAGCCAAAGUUGCUGCACAGUCUUCUCGGAUCGCCUCACUGCCGUUCAAAAGAUCACUGAACUUUCGUUUUGACGAUGAGGGCAAGAGACGCAUCUGUAAGAUCACGUCCCAGUCGUGCAAUACUGCUGCUUGGGUGCAGACUCGCGGCGUGGAGCAUCAGUACGCUUGUGCUAGUUAUGCUGAUGGUGACGGCCCAUUUGCUACUUGCGUGACUCUAACACUGAACGAUCGUGAGGUUUUUCGAGGCGCUGGUGCCAACUGCAGUUUUCACUCGAGAGGAAGUCGAUGUACCUUCUAUGGCUCUAGAGCAGGAUCAGCCAAUCUUGAUGACUCGAUUUUUAGUCGUACUGCUGAAACGGACUCUGCGCCCUCUGCUCAGCCUUCUCUUCCUGGACCAUCUUCUUCUCAGUCUUUAGUUCCAGAACCGGCUGUUUCUGGACCAGCUGUUCCCGGUGCUUCCGCUUCUCAGCCAGCCCUUCCUAGUGCUUCUGCCUCUGGAACAGCUGCUCCUAAAACAUCUGCCUCUAUGCCAGAAGUUCCCAAGCCUCUUGUAGGUUCAACAGUUACCCUUCAUACUUAUAUAGUUUACUGACCAUCAGCCCGCACUGCCUAAGCCCUUGCAGAAUGAACGUCUUCCUCCUCCUAUCGUCCCUACGAAGCGUCCGUUUGAGUCACACUCUACUCCGCCACCUUCGAAUAAACGGCCAUCGUUCUUAACUUCAGCUACGAG